Molecule: messenger RNA, 1617 nt
Organism: Brachypodium distachyon (stiff brome)
Lineage: Eukaryota; Viridiplantae; Streptophyta; Magnoliopsida; Poales; Poaceae
Product: seipin-2
Exons: 2
Coding region: 87-1505 (472 amino acids)
Biological process (GO): lipid storage; lipid droplet organization
Cellular component (GO): endoplasmic reticulum membrane
Source: RefSeq, a predicted model, not a curated record
CGCCCGUCUUCUCCCACCGGUCACAAUUUCUCUCCCCCCUUCCAAGGAAUCCCUCCUCUCCAUGCUCCCGCACCGCCCACCUCCUAAUGCCCCUCGCCGACCACGCAUCCAGCGGCCGCCUCUCCGGUUCUCCGCCCAUGGAUGCAGAUGAACCCGCCGCCGCGUCCUCCUCCUCAUCCCCCACCUCCGACGACGCCUUCUUCGAAGCCCAGGACUCCAUCCCUCCUCCUCCGCCUCCUCCCCCUCCUCCUCCUUCUCAUCCUCCUCCUCCUCCCCCUCCCCCUCCCGCUCCUCCUCUCCCUUCCCCUCCCCACACCUCCUCCACCCUCCGCCGCCGCCCGCGCCGCGCCAAAUCCCUGAAGGAACCCGAUCACGUCGUCACCCCCUCGGCUUCCGCCGCCUCCACCGUAACCGGGGUCGAUGAGCCCGUCAAGGCCGAGCCCGAAUCCUCCGAUGUCACCAGUGCGCGCCGCCCUCCCUCGCCGGCCGAGGAGGAACCGAACGAGAAGGAUGCCGAGGCGGAGGCAGAGGUUGUUGCGCGGGAUUACAGGCCCGCGGCGCCGCCCAGCAUUCUCGAGUCCCUCGCCGUUGUCAUCAUCAAAGCGGUGGUGUUCCAGGUCAACGCGCUCGUCAGCUGCCUCACGUUCCCCGUUCGCCUGCUGCAAUGGUGGUUCCUCUUCGUGACCGACCCGGUCGGGUCGGUGCGGCAAGCGAGGGAGUGGGUUCUCGGGGCGGCGGGACAGGCCACCGGCGCAGUGACUACGUGGCUCGGAGGAGGGGAUGGGGUUGGGCGCGUGGUGGCGAGGCUGGUAUGGGGGUCGCUCUGGGCCGUGUACGUUUGUGUGGUUCUGUGCUCGCUGCUCGUUAUGGCGUUCCUCGGAGGGGGACUGUUGGUGGGGAAAAUGGUGGAGGAGCCCGUUCAAAUGACAGAGAACCUGAAUUUUGAUUACACGAAGCCAAGCCCUAUGGCGUUUGUGCCGGUGUGGCGAUUUGUGCCGCCGAAUCAACGGAUGGAGCUCGAGGUGUCGCUGACGCUUCCUGAAUCAGAUUACAACAGGAGGCUGGGAGUUUUCCAGGUAAGAGCAGAGCUUCUAUCUGCAGAUGGGAAAGUGGUCUCUGCUUCGAGUCAACCGUGCAUGCUAAAGUUCAAGAGUGUUCACAUGCAUUUCAUAGAAACGUUUUUCCAAAGUCUUUCUCUUUUGUCUGGAUAUUCCUCAGAAUCUCAGGUUAUCACACUAAAAAUGAGGGGCAUUAAGGAGGCUUUUGAACCAAUAACAGGAGUAAGGAUAAUACUGAAACAACGAGCUGAGUUUAGUCCUGGUGCAGGCAUCCCAGAGAUAUAUGCCGCAUCACUAAAGCUUGAGGCUGAACUUCCUCUGCUCAAGAGAAUACUCUGGAAUUGGAGAUGGACACUUUUUGUUUGGAGCAGUAUGGGGUUCUUUGUUUUUGGAUUGUUGCUUACCCUUAUUUGUUGUAGACCUUGUAUAUUUCCCAGGAGUGGAUAGGUCAACUCAUGUAAUGUAUACUUCGAAAUAAAUACAAAGUGGGUGCCAAUGUGUAACGAUAGAUUACUAACCAUGCUGAUGAUGCUAUCUAUGUUUAUUAUUGUUUUUGUCA